AUAAUGGUUGCAGAAAACCAAUCCACAGUGACAGAGUUCAUUCUCAGAGGUUUAACAAGUCAGCCAGAGCUCCAGCUCCCCCUCUUCUUCCUCUUCCUUGGGAUUUACUUGGUCACCAUGAUAGGGAACCUGGGCAUGAUAACCCUGAUCUGUCUGAACUCUCAGCUUCACACCCCCAUGUACUAUUUCCUCAGCAACCUGUCCUUUGUGGAUCUCUGCUACUCCUCUGUCAUUACCCCUAAGAUGCUGGUGAACUUUGUGUCAGAGAAGAACACCAUCUCCUACGCAGGGUGCAUGUCCCAGCUCUACUUGUUCCUGGUGUUUGUCAUUGCUGAGUGUUACAUGCUGACAGUGAUGGCCUAUGACCGCUGUGUUGCCAUCUGCAGGCCUUUGCUUUACAACAUCAUCAUGUCUCAUGGAGUCUGCUCCCUGCUGGUGGCUGGGGUCUAUAUCAUGGGGCUCAUUGGCUCAACUAUAGAGACUGGCCUCAUGUUGAAGCUGCCCUAUUGUGAUUUUCUCAUCAGUCAUUAUUUCUGUGACAUCAUCGCCCUCAUGAAGCUCUCUUGCUCUAGCACCUAUGACAUCGAGGUGACAACUUUCUUUUUGGCUGGAUUCAACAUUGUAGUCACCAGCCUAACGGUCCUUAUUUCCUAUGCCUUCAUCAUCUCCAGCAUUCUCCACAUCACCUCCAGAGAGGGACAAUCCAAAGCCUUCAGCACGUGCAGCUCCCAUCUUGCAGCUGUGGGAUUAUUUUAUGGGUCUGCUUCCUUUAUGUACUUAAAACCCUCCACAGCCAGUUCCCUGGCCCAGGAGAAUGUGGCCUCCGUGUUCUACACCACAGUGAUCCCCAUGCUGAACCCUCUGAUCUACAGCUUGAGGAAUAAGGAGGUACAGGCUGCCAUCCAGAAAACUCUGAGGUGGAAACACUUUGAAUGUAAAUGUCAUUAUUUCUCAGGUUGA
Budorcas taxicolor (takin) is the source of this 960-nucleotide messenger RNA. RefSeq names its product olfactory receptor 151-like. Lineage: Eukaryota; Metazoa; Chordata; Mammalia; Artiodactyla; Bovidae. Gene Ontology annotation, biological process: G protein-coupled receptor signaling pathway; sensory perception of smell. The coding region runs from base 4 to 960 and encodes 318 amino acids. Gene Ontology annotation, cellular component: membrane. Gene Ontology annotation, molecular function: olfactory receptor activity; G protein-coupled receptor activity; odorant binding. The record is from RefSeq and is a predicted model, not a curated record. The transcript has a single exon.